UAUGACAUAAAACCCUUAAAAUUAUAUAUAGGGUUUAUACAAACGGACAUACGUGCUGUAGGAAUUGGGCAAAAGUAUUAUUUGUUGCUAAAAUUGAAGCAAAUUACAGUGUUUGCAAUGGAGACUUCAAUUGAUUCUCUACUUAAUAGUUUCCGGCGAGUUCCUCCGGCUGCCAUUCCGGCAAUGUUCGACUGCAUUCUGUGUUUAACUCCUUCAUCUCCGUCCACUCUCUUCUUCUCGCUUCUCGACGCUUUUCCACAGUCCACUAAGGAAAUUGACUGGAGCGAGAAAUUGGAUCCUGAGCACCGCAACUAUGUUGGUUCGUACGUGAGUGCGUUGUGUUACCUUUUGAAGAAAUCAGGGGACAACAUGGCUGCAGUUCAAUCCUUUAUUUGGAGGAUCUUAAUUACUUUAAUGAAAUUGGCAUAUCUUAAUAAUCGUGAAGCUAUCACCCAGGCCCUAGGUUCAUUCUUUGAUCUUGUUAUUGAAACAAGCAGCUGGGCAGUGGUAGAAGCAACCAUAGUAACAUAUCUUCUACGAGCAAUUGGUUGUUCUAUGGGGAUGCCUCAGAGUGCUGACUUGGCAAUUUGCACAUGGACAGUGGAGCCAGUAGACGCUAAUGAGCAGCUAGCUGACUUUGAGAUAAUUGAAGACCGCAUGCCUUCUCAUCGCAGUUCCUUUCCAUUGCCUUUGUCAUGCCAACUCUUAACCUCUAUACUAGAUGCUGCUCUGCAAUGUAAAGAUGCUCAAAAGAAUACCUCUGCGUUAAUUUUGGAGAGUGGACGCAUUGCAGAAAUAUUUGCUUUAAAUCUGCUUUGGGAUCUCUGUAAUUUAACUGUUACAAUGGUGCUACAGAGUCAGGAGCAUCGUUCUUGUGCAAUUAAAUAUCUUCUUCCUGUCAUGUUCAAGUCAUUUAAUUCACGCUGUGUUUCUGAGAUCACAGUUCGCGGGCAGACUUGCUUGUUAUCCAGGAAGCAAUUUCUUAUAAAAAUAUGGAAUUGUUGCAAGACUCUAUUUUCUUUGGGGUCUUUGGAGAGAAGAGAUGGAUACACUAUUCUCUCCCUGUAUAUAUCUUUUUUCUCUUUUAUAGAACGAUGUGAUAAUGCUGACACAGGGGUAUCACAAGUAUUUGACCUUAGGACAGAGAUGGAAUUCUGGGAUGAAAUCAAGAGAGGCUUGGUGGAUAAAGAAAGCUUAGUGAGGAAGCAGUCAUUGCAUAUUUUAAAGGCGUCAGUACUGAAAAGGGAGAAAAAUCAGCAUCUUUCUGGUGUUUCAGAAAAUCUGUCGAGUGAUAUAACUUCAGCUAUUCAAACGAUGACAAAGAAAGGGCGGUGGGCUGACAAGGAAGCCAAAUCAUUGGGGGUAGGAAUGGUUUGCAGUUCAGCUGAUUCUGGUUCAGAUAGCCAGCAGAAAUGGGAUGCAUUCUUUCUUCUAUAUGAAAUGCUUGAAGAGUAUGGUACCCACUUGGUUGAAGCAGCAUGGAAUCACCAGAUAGCCUUGUUGCUCUGUAUAUCUUCAUCGUAUCUUAGUUCUCCAAAUCCUGGUACUGCAAGGGUUUUACCUGCCAAGAUGGAGACACUGGAAGAAGUAUUUAAUUGGUUAGCUGUGUUAUGGGAUAGAGGCUUCUGUCAUGAUAAUCCUCAAGUACGCUGUCUGAUCAUGGAGUCAUUUUUGGGCAUUGAAUGGAAGAACUCUGGCAAUUGUGCAAAUUUAGUACCUGAAGAUUUUGUACUUGGUCCAUUCAUUCAAGGGCUAAAUGAUCCUGUGCACCAUAAAGAGUUUGGUAUAAAAGGCAUCUAUUCUUCAAAGACAAUUGAAGGCGCUGCCCAAUUUUUAAGUCAAUAUACCAGUCAUCUAAGUUCAAGGCACAAGAUAGCAUUUUUGAACAGUUUAGCAUCUGUUGCAAAGAAAUAUUCUUUUGGGCGAACCGGAUUAAUGAGCCUGGCAGAAUGCAUUGCUUAUGCUGCUUGUGGGGAUCAGACAUGUAAGAGCGACAAAUUUGAACACUCUGGUGAUGACAUCUCUAGGAGCAACCAAACCAGAAAUGCACUUGAUAUUAAAUCUUAUAAUUAUAAAGAAGAGUUGCUGGAUGUUUUAAGAUUUGUUAUGGAGAGCAGCAGACAACAUUUCAAUCCUAAUUACCGGCUUAAAGUUUGUGAGAAAGUUUUGCAUGCUGCUGCAUCCGUGGUUUCUGUGUUUGACGUCUCCCUUGAGUUCCUCCUUCAAUUUAUUUCAAGUCUGCCACAGGACUCUACUAAUUAUGGUGGUCCCUUGAGAGUGAAAGUACAAGAAUGGCUUUGGGCAUAUGAUGAGAACCAAUAUACUUCUGUUGACCAGAUCAAUCGGCAAGUAUUGAAGAGGUUGGAUGAUUUCCCUGCAAAUUUUAUAAAGAACCAUUAUCUAGAGCAUGGCUGUGUAAAUUAUGAUGACGAAGACUUGGAAGUGUGGGAAGUUGAAGCAAAAAGAUGGGCAAGAAUGCUCUUUCUUGUAAUCAAGGAGGAACACCACCUAUACCCCACAUUAAUGUUUAUACAAAAUCAUGGCAGAGACCUUCGCACUCAGACCAAUCACUUGGAAUGGGUACCUGUGAAAUUUCACAUCCUCAUCUUGGCACUAAUAAAUGAAUUUCAAGCGAUGUACAGGAUCACAGCUGAAAGUGGUACCAAUAGGCGAACAGAUCUUUGCUUGAAUGGAAAUGCGGGUGAUCGAAAUUCCGAACAAGCGAUAGAAUUAAUUGAGAAGCUCAUCAAAUCCCUAUUUGGUACAUUGGAGAACCUGAUUUCAUUUGCUCAAUCUUCUUGUUCUAUUCUAUGGUCCCGCGUGGCCAAGGAUGAUACAGACAUGCCGUCUUCCAUAAAAGGAAGGCUUGGAGGUCGAACUCAACGUCGGUUAUCAGUUUCAACCACAACUGUUAUUCUGCAAGCUAUAAUAUCCAUAAAGUCUAUUGCAUCUAUCACAUCAUUUGUUGCCAAGCUUGGAAGUGAAGAUACACUCAACUCAGCUUUUAUGUAUCUCUGGGAACUCUUUUGGAACAUUAUUCAAUCUCCAGAAUGUAAUUCAGAGACUGAAGCAGAAAUUUGUAUAGGAGCAUUUGAGGCAUUAUGUUAUAUCUUGAAAGCAAUUGUAUCUGUCUCGUCUACUCUAUCUUUGGAGUUAGUUAUGGAAAGUUUCAAAAUUUCAUCGCCAAAGUGUCAAGAUGAACCUAUUUUGGAUUAUCUUUUUGAGACUUUUCUUGGAAGCAUCAAUAAUAUUAUUGGAUAUGCAGAAUUGGUUCGGAGUCGGCGAGCAGUUUUGAUGAACUGGAAGUGGAUUUGCCUAGAGUCUUUACUUCAAAUCCCGAACUAUGCUGUUCAAAAAGGAGAUUACUCAAACUUAUCUUGUUCUCUCCUCUCCGAUGCCAUGACCAGACAUAUUUAUGGUGAUCUUGUUGAGAGCCUAGAGAAUGCUGGCGAGGGUUCUGUUCUGCCUAUGCUAAGAUCAGUCAGAUUGCUUUUGCAGCUAUUUUCUAUAGGACGAAUGGGUCAUGUUGUAUCAUCGUGUUCUGGAAUGGAUGCCCAGAUGAUGUGGAACUUGGUUCGUUCUUCUUGGAUAUUACACAGAAGCUGUAACAAGCGAAGGGUUGCACCCAUCGCUGCACUCUUGUCAUCUGUUUUGCAUCAUUCGGUGUUUAAUGACAAGUCCAUGCAUGAAGUUGAUAAUGCAGCAGGACCAUUAAAGUGGCUUGUUGAGAAAAUUCUAGAAGAAGGGGUUCGAAGUCCACGAACUAUACGUCUUGCAGCAUUACAUCUGACAGGCCUUUGGCUCUUAUAUCCCAAUACAAUAAAGUAUUACAUAAAAGAGUUGAAGCUAUUGACGCUUUAUGGAUCUGUUGCUUUUGAUGAGGAUUUUAAAGGCGAGUUGAAUGAAAAUGUUGAUGCUAGAAGUGAAAUAUCACUGUUGGCUGCUAGUCCAGAUCCGGAGCUGACUGAAGUAUUUAUCAAUACGGAGCUUUAUGCACGGGUAUCUGUUGCUGUAUUAUUUAAUAAGCUAGCAGACUUGGCGCAUACAUCGGUAUCAAACCAUGAAUAUGAAAAGGGUUGUGUUGCUCUCGAAGCUGGCAAAUUAUUUUUGUUAGAGCUUCUUGAUUCUGCGGUAAAUGACAAAGAUCUCGGGAAGGAGCUGUACAAAAAACAUAGUGCAAUUCACAGACGCAAAGUCCGUGUGUGGCAGAUGAUAUGCAUACUUUCUCGAUUUGUUGACCAUGAUAUUGUCCAUAAAGUUACAAGUAGUCUGCAUAUUGCCCUCUAUAGAAACAAUAUACCUGGUGUGCGACAGUACAUGGAAACUUUUGCAAUCUUUAUAUAUCUAAAGUUUCCUUUGCUGGUUGGGGAGCAACUGGCCGUGUUGCUUCGCGAUUAUGAUAUGAGGAGUCAAUCACUCUCAUCAUACGUGUUUAUAGCAGCUAAUGUUAUUCUUCAUUCCUCUGAAGCAGUUUGGUAUAAUAACUUGAAUGAAUUGCUUCCUCCUGUGAUUCCAUUGUUAACUUCACAUCACCACACGUUACGUGGUUUUACACAGUUAUUGGUCCACCAAGUCCUUUCCAAAUUUUCAUCUGCCUUGGAUUCUAGUACUGAGACCAUUUCACUUGAGAAAAGGUGCUUUUUGGAUUUGAAAUCUUUCUUAGAGGGUAACAGUGAUUGCACAAAGUUAAGAUCAUCAAUGGAGGGCUAUCUAAGUGAUUUUAAUCCAGAGAUAUCUGCCAGUCCAGUUGGGAUCUUCAGUAAUCGAGUGAGUGAGGUGGAGUUUGAAUGUGUUCCAAAAUCCCUGAUGGAACGAGUUAUUGACUUCCUAAAUAAUGUAAGGGAAGAUCUUAGAUUUUCUAUGGCCAAGGAUGCGGCAGCUCUAAAGAACGAGAAUUUUCAGGUUAAUGGAGGUCCCGAUAACGAUGGAUUUUCAGUAAAUGUAAACAAAGAAGAUUUAGUUACUAAUAUGCGUAAAGACAUGUUGCCUGAUUUCCAAAAAAAAGUGACUUUCUCGAAGAAUGGAUGGGAUGACACUAAUUCCAAUUUUUUGGGUGACGAUGGAACUUAUGAAUCACUUGUCGACAUGGAAAAUGAAGAACAGCUUCUUAAUCAAGUACUGCAAUCAAGAAGCCUGGCUGCGGACAAAUCAAAGUCAGGUCGACAACAAAUUAUCCUAGUGGCAUCCCUACUUGAUCGCAUACCUAACCUUGCUGGAUUAAUGCGGACUUGUGAAGUGUUUAAAGCAUCUGCUUUGGCCAUUGGUGAUGCAAAUGUACUACACGACAAGCAGUUUCAGCUCAUCAGUGUGACGGCAGAAAAGUGGGUUCCCACUAUCGAGGUGCCAACGAGCAGUGUAAAAUUAUUCUUGGAGAAGAAACAGCAAGAGGGGUUUUCUAUACUGGGUCUAGAGCAAACAGCCAACAGCAUACCUCUCGACAAGUUUGUAUUUCCUAAGAAAUCAGUUCUGGUUCUUGGUCGUGAAAAGGAAGGAAUACCUGUGGAAUUAAUUCAUAUAUUGGACGCCUGCAUUGAAAUCCCACAACUAGGGAUUGUCAGAUCACUCAAUGUCCAUGUUAGUGGUGCCAUUGCGCUUUGGGAGUAUACUCGACAACAAAGAUCUUAGUAACUGAUUUUUGACCAUUUCAUAUGAAGGAAUCUGUAUGCAUUUCCACUACAAGAAGCAGACUUUUUUUAAAGUUUAUUGAAUCUGAUCAUAUCACCUGGAAGCUUUGCAUUACAACUUUGGCCUUUGUGGCUGCGAAGUUAGUACCGGUGCUGUUCGUCUUUCUCUUCUUCCCUUUUGAAGGGCUUGUCAGAGACUUGAGAAAGCCUUUCCAGUUCCCCAUACAAGAAGGAGCUUUUUGAUGUUUUCUUUUACUUUGAGCAGCCAUUAUCUGUUACAAUAAAUCGAAGUUACAUAAGUACAACUAUAUAACAUCAUAACUACUGCAAUUCUUGGGUUUGAAGGGAAGGGCUUAAGGAUAUGCACCUGAUUAAUAGGCUGUUGGAUGAUGGAAGAAACCGAGGAUGGCUUGUUCUGAUGGUGAUGCCUAUUAGGUGUAUUAGGUGCAGAAUCGCGUAGGCGUCGGGAGUAGUCUAGAAGGUCUGCUUUCCUAUUGCUGCCACCACCAUGCUUAUGAGAUUGGUGAAGAUGAAGAUGGUGGUGGUGGUGGUGGUGGUGAUGAUGGUGGUUGUUAGAUGCAAGCAGUCCUCUCUUUCUGGGCCUUUCCACAAAAACAGCCACUAAAACACUCUUCUGAUUUUUGCUGCUUGUUACCUGCAUGUAACACAAAACAUUUCAGAAACUUUACCCUUAUAAUCCCAACUCUGAUCAGAUUCCAUCAAGUAAAUAAAAAUCUGUUACCAUCUUGCUCGGCUUUCGGAGAAUAAUAGGGUUGAGCUACCAAUGGAAGCAGUGAUUAUGAGAUGAUGUUGGCUUCUAGUUGUGCAUAUGAAUACAUAAAUGUCGAUAAAUACAAGUGUUCUGAAGACAUGAAUAUUAUGCAGGCUUUGAUCCAAGAGAGUUGCCGGAGGUAUAGUUAUUGAUUUCAUCAGAAUCUGUCCGUUUAUGUAAUGUCCAUAAAGAUACUUCCACAUGUUCAAGUCCAAAUCAAGAAAUCUUUGUUUACAAUUCAGGUGUAUAUAAUUCAUAUGACCCAUUCUUGUUUCGUUAUAA
This is a messenger RNA of Daucus carota subsp. sativus, 6678 nucleotides long. RefSeq lists its product as uncharacterized. The coding region runs from base 118 to 5625 and encodes 1835 amino acids. Gene Ontology annotation, biological process: tRNA methylation. The transcript has 20 exons. The record is from RefSeq and is a predicted model, not a curated record. Lineage: Eukaryota; Viridiplantae; Streptophyta; Magnoliopsida; Apiales; Apiaceae. Gene Ontology annotation, molecular function: RNA binding; tRNA (guanine) methyltransferase activity.